Cuculus canorus (common cuckoo) is the source of this 1101-nucleotide messenger RNA. It is a transcript of the gene MAP1LC3C, whose product is annotated as microtubule associated protein 1 light chain 3 gamma. Gene Ontology annotation, molecular function: ubiquitin protein ligase binding. Gene Ontology annotation, cellular component: autophagosome membrane; autophagosome; cytosol. The coding region runs from base 2 to 499 and encodes 165 amino acids. The transcript is spliced from 4 exons. The record is from RefSeq and is a predicted model, not a curated record. NCBI's taxonomy places the organism in Eukaryota, Metazoa, Chordata, Aves, Cuculiformes, Cuculidae. Gene Ontology annotation, biological process: autophagy of mitochondrion; autophagosome assembly; macroautophagy.
GAUGCAGCGGCGGCUGCAGCAUUACCGGGGGCAGCAGCGCGGAGGGAGGAUGCAGGCGGCGCCCGGGAUGCAGGCGGCGCCCGGGAUGCAGGCGGCCAGGCCGUUCAAGCUGAGGAAGAGUCUCGCCACCCGGCUGGAAGAAGUAGCAGGGAUCCGGGCGAAGUUCCCAACAAAAAUCCCGGUAAUUGUUGAGAGAUACCAUAAAGAGAAAUACCUUCCUCUCUUGGAUAAAACCAAAUUUCUUGUUCCUGAGGAGCUGACCAUGACACAGUUCAUAACCAUCAUCAGAAGCAGGAUGGCUCUAACUGCUACACAAGCUUUCUACCUGCUAGUGAACAACAAAAGCCUAGCCAGUAUGUCCUUGACAAUGGCAGAAGUGUACAGAGACUACAAAGAUGAAGAUGGCUUUGUGUAUAUGACAUAUGCUUCCCAGGAGAUGUUUGGAUGCUUUUUACCCACUGCUUAUGGAAAAACUGUGGAAUGCCUUCAAGAAAUUUAAGGUUGGGCCCAUGUGCUGCAGUGAAGUAGUUUGCUAUGAAUGAUGCUUGUGACAUGAACCUCGGAGAUGUUCCUUCCAGUAUGAACUCUCGAGCUCUGUAGUGGGGAGUUACAACCCAAAAGCUGGCAGGACCAGCUUAAGACAGAACUGGUGGUACACAUUUUCUAUAUAAUAAUUCGGAUAUAUUUUUAUAUUUGGAAGACACUAUGGGGGUUUUGGGAACAGCACCUCCACUUUUUUGCAAUAUCAGUCUUUGUUAUGUAAUUAAUUUUUAAGGUGUCCCUAAAGCCCAAGUCUGAGAAUAAAAUAAAGAAGCUUUUAAGUAUAGACUUGAAUGUUAGUUUUAAUCUGGGGAAAGCCUGUGAAAGUCUGUCUCAGAGGAGGUCCUGGAAUAAUUUUGGGAAUUUGGACUCAAUGUCUCUUAAAUGAAACAUUGCUUGCACAGCCAUUCUGAGUUUUUGAAUGGAAUAAUAAAGCUGAAGGGUCCCACAGGAGCACAUAUAAUUGGUUUGUAAAGCUAGAUAUCUGAACUGCAAGAUACUGUACUAGUACAUACUAUACUAGCAUUAGACCAGGGUUCACAUGCAGUGUUAACACCUGAA